Molecule: messenger RNA, 462 nt
Organism: Aureobasidium pullulans EXF-150
Lineage: Eukaryota; Fungi; Ascomycota; Dothideomycetes; Dothideales; Saccotheciaceae
Exons: 2
Coding region: 1-462 (153 amino acids)
Source: RefSeq, a predicted model, not a curated record
AUGGGCAUGUUGAUGCCUUGCAUAGCAAUUGCCCAAACAUCCCAGACCAAAGUCAUGCUCCAUGAUAUCUUCCGCACACCAGCACCACCGGGCGAUGCAUUCGCACCAGAUGGCAGUCACGUUCUUGUGGUCAUGACGGUUCUCAUCCGCAUCUCUCUUGGCUUCCUUGCGUUUGCCAUCUCCGAGAGCAAGCGAUUCAAGACAUCAAUUCCCAUCGGACUGGUUGUUGCUAGCAUCUUCUGCGUCAUCCCUGAGGCUGUCAACAAUUACCUCGGAGGUGUGUAUUGGACGCAGUCGCAUGAUCCCAAGCAGCUUCUCUUCAUGCUCAUGGGUCGCAAAUUCGACUAUUAUGUCGCCUUCAUAUGCUCUUACGACGACGCAGCCUGGGGGGCUCGCACACCUGAAGCUGUAGCUGGGACCGGCGGCGGACUGAAGUUCGGUGCCACAGAGGACGCGGCGUGA